Molecule: messenger RNA, 1420 nt
Organism: Solanum tuberosum (potato)
Lineage: Eukaryota; Viridiplantae; Streptophyta; Magnoliopsida; Solanales; Solanaceae
Exons: 8
Coding region: 140-1222 (360 amino acids)
Biological process (GO): phosphatidylcholine biosynthetic process
Source: RefSeq, a predicted model, not a curated record
GGGAACCAACAUAAUCUAGAUAUCUCAAAAACCAUACUAUCAAAACAAUGAAAUUAAAAAUAGUAUAAAAAAUAAUUAGGAUUAGAGAGAGAAUCAUUUUGACAGAGCUGAUAGCAGAGGCAAAGACAGAGACCAAGAGAUGGAGGAAUAUUACAAUGGAGAUUCAUUUGGGAAAGUGAAAGAGCGCUUCAAAGAUCGAUCCAAGAAAACGAAGGAGAGAACGAAGCAGAUGUUGUCCAAACAAGCCGUUAAGAUCGCUCAACGUGCCGAGGAACAUGAACCAUUUAUUAACAAGGUGACUCAUCUCUUGGGAGUUCUUGGCUUUGGAGCAUUUUGCUUUAUCUUGGGUGCAAGGCCACAAGAUAUUCGAUAUGCUUACUCUUUCUUCUAUCUUAUUUUUGUUCCUCUUCGAUGGAUCUACUACAGAUUCAAGAAAUGGCAUUACUAUCUUCUCGACUUUUGUUAUUAUGCAAACACAAUUUUCAUAAUCAUGCUUCUGGGUUUUCCUACUAAUGAGACGUUUUUCAUGGUUUGUUUCUCGUUUGCAGAGGGUCCGCUAGCCUGGGCAUUGAUCGUUUGGCGCUGUAGCUUAGUUUUUAGUUCAGUUGAUAAAACUGUCAGUGUCUUCAUACAUCUUUUACCUGGGUUGGUUUUCUUCACAAUAUGGUGGUGGGAUCCUGUGUUUUUUGGAGCUAUGCAUCCAGAAGGGACUCCAGAAAGAGCAUCAUGGCCUUAUGUAGAAAACCAAUCGUACCUUUGGAAAUGGUUGUUUUUUGUUCCAUUAGCUGCUUACUUUUUCUGGCAAGUUCUCUAUUAUCUCAUUGUAGAGGUCCUACGUCGACAGAGACUCUUGCGAGACCCUGAAGUUAUGACUUCUUACAGGGAGCUCUCCAAGAAAGCAAAGAAAGCGAACAACAUGUGGUGGCGUUUAAGUGGUUUGCUUGGUGAUCAGAAUCGGUUGCUUAUGUUUAUUCUCCUCCAGGCUAUAUUUACCGUGGCAACUACCGCACUCACCGUGCCCAUAUUUCUAUCAUAUAAGUUGCAUAUGGUGUACCAAAUACUUAAGGUCUCAGCAUCUGUAUGGAACGGUGGAGAUUUUCUAUUAGAAGUGAUGCCAAGACAGGUGAUUCUCAAGGAGAAGAAGAAAUCCGAGACUCGUGAUGUUACAGAACAGCAACAUGAGAAUCCAUUGCAGGAGAAUUCCAUGAAAACACCCCAGUAAUAUUAGAGUAGUAACAGUCUCUGAGUUGGAUGUUUCAUAAUUAGGCUCAAUGUUAGUUGUUAUUGUCUCUAUUGCAACUCUUUAUAAGUUAAUGGAUUUAGUGGAAGAAUAUAUGAGCCAACAUUUUUCAGAUUAGUCACCACAUCAGAAUGUGUAACCAUUUUUUUUCUACAUGAAAAAGGAGAAUAUAAAUUAGUA